This is a messenger RNA of Panthera uncia (snow leopard), 7676 nucleotides long. RefSeq names its product CDP-diacylglycerol synthase 2 (gene CDS2). Gene Ontology annotation, cellular component: endoplasmic reticulum membrane. The coding region runs from base 194 to 1531 and encodes 445 amino acids. The record is from RefSeq and is a predicted model, not a curated record. Lineage: Eukaryota; Metazoa; Chordata; Mammalia; Carnivora; Felidae. The transcript is spliced from 13 exons. Gene Ontology annotation, molecular function: phosphatidate cytidylyltransferase activity.
CCUGGGUGAAAGGGCGGCGGCAGCACUGGGCGGGGCAGAGUUCCACGGCGGGCAGCAGGGCUGUGGUGGGUCCUGCAAGCGGCUCAGGCGGGGCGGGGCCGGCCCAGCGGAGUCCGCGCGCGCCCGCACUGAGCUGCCCGCUCCGGCGGCUGCGCUGCUCGCCUGCUGCGGCGUCGCGCCGGGGUCUCCAAGCAUGACCGAGCUGAGGCAGAGAGCGGUCCGCGAACCGGACGCACCGCCAGAGGACAAGGAAUCGGAGUCAGAAGUAAAGGUAGAUGGAGAGACUGCAUCGGACACUGAGAGCCGAGCGGAAGCUGUUCCUUUAUCCACCUCUGCAGACGAUACCCCAGAGGUCCUCAACAGGGCCCUUUCCAACUUGUCUUCAAGAUGGAAGAACUGGUGGGUGAGAGGCAUCCUGACUUUGGCCAUGAUUGCAUUUUUCUUCAUCAUCAUUUACUUGGGACCAAUGGUUUUAAUGAUCAUUGUGAUGUGUGUUCAGAUUAAGUGUUUCCAUGAGAUUAUCACUAUUGGCUACAACGUCUACCACUCCUAUGACCUGCCCUGGUUUAGAACCCUCAGCUGGUACUUUCUACUGUGUGUAAAUUAUUUCUUCUAUGGUGAAACCGUGACAGAUUACUUCUUCACUCUGGUCCAGAGAGAGGAGCCUUUGCGGAUUCUCAGUAAAUACCACCGGUUCAUUUCCUUUACUCUCUAUCUAAUAGGAUUCUGCAUGUUUGUACUGAGUCUGGUCAAGAAGCAUUAUCGACUGCAGUUCUACAUGUUUGGCUGGACACAUGUAACAUUACUCAUUGUUGUAACCCAGUCACACCUUGUUAUCCACAACCUGUUUGAAGGAAUGAUCUGGUUCAUUGUCCCCAUCUCUUGCGUCAUCUGUAAUGACAUUAUGGCCUACAUGUUUGGCUUCUUCUUUGGUCGGACCCCACUCAUUAAGCUGUCCCCGAAGAAGACCUGGGAAGGCUUCAUUGGGGGCUUCUUUGCUACAGUGGUGUUUGGCCUUCUGCUGUCCUAUGUGAUGUCCGGGUACAGAUGCUUUGUCUGCCCCGUGGAGUACAACAAUGACACCAACAGCUUCACUGUGGACUGUGAGCCCUCGGACCUCUUCCGUCUGCAGGAGUACAACAUUCCUGAGGUGAUCCGGUCGGUCAUUGGCUUGACAACAGUCUGGAUGUACCCCUUCCAGAUCCACAGCAUCGCCCUGUCCACUUUUGCCUCGCUCAUCGGCCCCUUUGGAGGAUUCUUUGCAAGUGGAUUCAAACGAGCCUUUAAAAUCAAAGACUUUGCCAAUACCAUUCCCGGCCAUGGCGGCAUCAUGGAUCGCUUUGACUGCCAGUAUCUGAUGGCCACCUUUGUCAACGUGUACAUUGCCAGUUUUAUCAGGGGCCCGAACCCAAGCAAGCUGAUUCAGCAGUUCCUGACCUUGCGUCCAGAUCAACAACUGCACAUCUUCAACACCCUCAGAUCUCACCUGGCUGACAAGGGGAUGCUGACAGCCGGCACAGAGGAUGAAUAGGGGCCCCAGGGCCGAGAGAGCAAGAGUGAGCAGAGCGAGGGGCAGGGCCCCAAGGCAAGCCCCACUGGUGUGUCUCAGACUAUGACAAGGCUUCAACUCACUGGUGUUUUGUUUUUGUUUUUGUUUUUGUUUUUUUGUAGAGUGUUUUUUAUUUGUGGGAUUUAAAAACAAUCUGUAUAUAUACAGUCUAUGUGCUUAUGAUUUGGGUUGUGGGUAAACCAUAGCUUUGAGUUGGAAAGAAGUCACAAGGGUAAGACCAUUUGGGUCUUUUAUACAAAAGUUUUAACCUGGAAGGCAGUGUUGUGCCCACCUGGGGUGGUUCUGCUGGGUACUUCUAGCUCCCAAGCCAGAGCUUCUGUUUCGGUGCUCCAUCAGAGAGUGGAGACGUUCGUCUGUGUCUGACCGGUUCAGAGGACCCCCUGCCUGCCUUGUAGCUGCCCCCCCAGCAGGGAAGAGGUGCACAGCUUGGAUGCCUUUGCUACCCAAGAGCUUUCACAUGGGCGUCUUGAAAACACCUGCGCUGGAGUGACGGGACGGUUGCCUUCUGUAGGCUGGAGGGACACAAGCUUAUUAAUCAGAGGAGCAUCCUGCCCACAAAGCCCUGGGGAGCCUGAGCUGUGCGUUACGAGAAGGAUUCACCUUACUUCAUCACAGACUGAAUGAAAGAAGGCUUCGUUUGAUUUUUUUUUUUUUUUUCCCAGAAAGCACGAGAAAUUAUUUAUAAUAGUCUGAAAAAAUACACUGUAAUAUCUCAAGUGUAUGCAGUAGAAUGUACUGUAACUGAGCCCUCUCCCACAGGCUGUAGGCUCUGGUGGCUCUGACUAGCUGUGUCUGUUCAGGGACGAUGCUGUUCACGUUUGGGCUAUAGACUUGUUGCUGCUGAAUCCUUUCUGGGGGCUUUCCUGUUAGGGAGCAGGGGGGCUUCCUGUUCACGCACCCUUAGCCUGACCGACCACCCACGUAGCUGCUGUGUUGUGUAUAUACUACUCUUAAGGCAAAUGUGUAUCUGUGUGUGUGUGUGGUUUAAAAAUCACUUAUCCCUUGCGGUGAUUUCAGUUGUACCAUGACUUCUCCACUGAAACCACAGAAUCCUGCUUACAGCUCUGGAAACCUAAUCCGAUUAGAGGUUUGACUCUUCUGAAGAUUCAGUGCACAUUUUUUUUUUUUUAAUAUAAUGUGACCAGUUUAAAUGUAGUGUGUAUUUCGUUGAGGGACCUUUUUCCUUUUAAACUGUGAUUUAUUUUUUUUUCCCCUGCCUGAUUAUAGGAGUGAGGUUGACUUUGGGAAGACAAGUUCUUUGUUAGGACAGCAAGCAGGGGAGAAUGGGAGAGAGAACUUGGUGCCCAAAGGUGUUUGCUUAUUCUGUGCCACGGCUGUUCUCAUUGCCAAAUGCAGUGCAGAGACCCGCUUCAGCACCUUGGUCUGCGGCCGGUUCAUUCUGUUUCUGUUUAAAUCAGCCCUCCUGCUUCCCUGAAAGCUCACAGUCCGCCCAGAUGGCUGCCAUGUGCAGCACAGGGCAGGCCUCCCUCAACAUUGCAGCUCUCAGUCACUACGUGACUUUUUCUUCUGAGCGUGUACUUCUGUUUCAGCACAUGGCUUUUCUUUUAAAGGUCCAAGGCCCCCUUAAAAACAAAAUGUGUUUUUGCUUGGGGUUUCUGUUGUGGCUCUGUGACCCUGGGCAGGACAUAGCACUCUCCGGGGCCUCGUUUUCGGAGCUCUCUCCUAAGUCCAGUAUUCUGUGAUUUCUGGCUGAGCAAGUUCUUGUCACCAGAGGCUACUUAUGGGUAUCGAGUGAUGUCCUGGGCACCCAAAAAGCAACAGCUUUCAGGCCAUUUCUAAAUGCUGGUCCUUGAGAUGAGUCAGUAUCUCACCCACAAAUCUUAGUGGAGGUAAUUAGUAACAAGUCCAGUUUUCACAUUGAAGAAUGAACUUGGUUCCUGAGACCAGAGACAGAAGGGGUAGUCUCUGUUGCCUUAUUGUGGGCAUAUGGCGGGGUGCUUGGUGGCUGGGGCCUAGCAACUCCUGAAUAAGGCCAUCUUUGGGAUCGAGGUGACUGGCACAUUCCUUUGUGGAAGUGGUCACCAAGUGGGGAGGGUCCUGGCGUCCCAGGAAGCUGAAGCUGGGUGCUCAUGAGAGCUCUCAGCAAGAAGCCCAGAGGGUCAGCUCGGGUUUUAUCUUCUGAUUUCCCCACGUGCUUUCAGGUCAAGUAAGAGGAGCUUCCUAGCCUAGUAGCUGGGAAAGCGACACCACCUCGUGUGUAUUUAUCUAUAUCUAUAUAUAUGCACAUUGUUUUUCUUUCUCCCAUUUAUUGAAGAUAUUUCACUGUACAGACGAGAUUCAAAAGACUAUUUUAACAUAUACCUGUGCAUUCUUAAUGAAUGGUAUAACUUGCUUCAGAUCCAUUUUUUGUGUGAGAAAUAAAAUGUGGCUGAAACUGUAUGCUCUCCCUUGUGACUUCAGUUUCUUACUUCUGUGUGUGGAUGUGUUUCCUACUUGUUUUGCUUCAUAAAUAUCAUGCAGUCCUUAUGUCAAGAUUUUUCUUUUCUUUUCUUUUCUUUUCUUCUUUCUUUCUUUCUUUCUUUCUUUCUUUCUUUCUUUCUUAAUGUUUAUUUAUUUUUGAGAGAGAGAAAGAGAGAGAAACAGAGCAUGAGCAGGGGAGGGGCAGAGAGAGAGAGGGAGACAGAAUCGAAAGCAGGCUCCAGGCUCCGAGGUGUCAGCACAGAGCCUGAUGCAGGGCUCAAACUCACAAACCAUGAGAUCACAACCUGAGCCAAAGUCAGAUGCUCAACCGACUGAACCGCCCAGGUGCCCCAAGGUUUUUGUUUUCUGCUCUGAAUCUUAUAGGUUCUCACAGCAGCCUCCUGAGGGACCUCGGGCAAGAGUCCUGAGCGCCUUGCCUUUGAGGACGCUGAGGGCAAGAGCACGUGGAGCGCUUCCCCAGGGUCGUGGGGCAGAGGCAGACCUCACUCCAGCUUGCCAGGACAGGAAUCAGCCCUAGUUCCACUUGCUUUUGUGAAAGUGGUGUAGGUGUGCCUGAAAUUCCAAGAAUUCUGGAAUAUUCGUUCCUCAAGCCGAGGAGGUCAGCCUGUGCACCAAGUUGGAGCUUCCCCAGGGAGCUGACGGACACGCUGUCAAGGAGAGCAGGGCGCAUCUGCAGAGGGCCGGGCCUGAGCCGCCUCCCUGUGAGCCCUACUUGUGACCGCUCAUGGGACACCUGGGUCUUUCCCCUUUACGAGCGGGCGCACCUAACUGCCACCCCUAACUGCCCUCAGCAUGGGGAAAGUCCACGGCAGCCUGGGUCCUGUUUAUGUUUAUUAUUAUUUGCCUGUUUCAUGUUCUGAGCAUAUUAGUAGCUAUUGUGUAAUCAUAUUUAAAACAUAUUACUCUUAGUGUUUUCCAUAGUGUUUUCUGGGUUUCUAAUUCUGCAGUGUAUGUUUGAAAUUAGUGUCUCUUUUACUUGUAGAAGGGGUGAAAUGUAACAUUUAACUUUGCCCAGGUGGACUUUGAAGUCACUCUUAUGGUAUUUAUUUUUCCCCAGUGGGCUUCUUCUCCUGUAACUUGAUUCAUAUUUUUGGAAUCUUCCUGUAUGAUAUAUUUUAAAGGCGAUUAAACAGACCCUGUGAUUUGAGUCUAAGCGAGUUGCUGAGUUGGCCAGAGGCUGAUCCGAAUGGAUCCUUGAAUUCAGAUCUUCAGUGUGUCCAUGAGGUCCCAGCAGGCUCAGAAGCACCCUGGAUGUUGAUGGCGGUGGGCAGGGGAGGAUGUGAAUGGCUCAGGGCAAAGAGCGGCACUGCUUGGAAAAUUAACAAUGGCCUUGCUCCAUAAGGAGCCUGCCUUAGGUCAGUUUCUAGGCAAGUAGAAUUUUGUUUCUCUGCCAGAUGUGAUCUGUCCUUGCUGGAACCUCUUCCUGUGCUCAUCAUAUCUUAGGCACUGUCAGUCUUCGGAGUAGCAGUCUGUGCCCGCCUUGCUUGCGCAUUGUGAUGAUGUGCUGAAUAAGGGUGGAGUGGGGAGGGGUUUGGUUUCACCUGGUCCCAGGGUUCCUGUUCCUCCAAAGUCAGGGUGGGGAGGAAAGGCUAGAGGAGGAUGUCCAGGUGGCUGUCUAGACACAUCACAAGAAAAUAAGCGUGGACCCACUCACUGUGCUUGUCUGCAGCAGGGGCUGUGACAGCAGCCAGAACAGACCUCCCACUCCCUGCAGAGAGGGGCUAAUUCUUGGGCAGUCUCGUUAUUCUGUCCUUGUCUUGGUGAAAACAAACUUCCCUUUCCCUCGAUCGAUCUCCAGUUGACCAGUUUCCAGUUUUUGAAGAGAUUUGCCACUCCCACUGCUUGACUAGGUUUCCCUUGUUGAGGGAGGGCCUGAUGGCCUAAUCUACAGAGGGUGCUGCAGUUUGGACCAAGUGGUGGUGAGUGAAAGGUCUCUUCUGGGCCCUGAAGGAUCUGUGAAGGAUCUGUGAAGGCCCUGGAGGAUCUGUGAAGGCCUGAAGGAUCAAGGAUCUGUGAAAUUCUCGAGCCAAGGGAAUGACGGUAACAGGACUACCAAUUGACCUUUGUUUCCUGGGUGUUGGUGGGGAAUGGAGACCAGACUCAAAGGCCCGUUGUAUUUAAAUAAUGGCCUCUCCCCUUCAGUUACCCAAAGAAGGAGUGAUUAUGACAGGAAUCAGGAGAACAAGGUUGUGGAAGUGUUUAGUAAGCAGCUGCUGUGACAGCUGCUGAUCCUGGCUUGCCCUCACGCCCUCCCGGACCUGUGUUUGCCAGACCUGGCACUUCCUCCCUCAUUGUUGCAUUGGAUGGACCCAGGCUGCUUUUUUCUGUAGAGAAGUGGGGUCUAAACUGGGGAGAAGGGCCCUCUGGACAUUAGGCUGAAGAUGCCUCUGUGUCGGUCUCCAGGCAUUAGGCAGGGCCUAGCUCCUUACAGCCUCCUGGGGGCUUUACCUAUACGUAGCGCUCAGACGGAUUAGCUGGGCUUAGUCCCCUGGUGAUUCUGUUCCGGGAGAAAUUGUAUCUGAUAUCGUCCGCAUCACUGUCUUUGUCCUUGGCUCCUGGAACACGUCUAUUUCACAUCUCCAUUAGGUUCAUGUACUGGGCUUGCCGCCUUUGUGCCUAGAAACGCCAGAAUAGGAAGGGAGUUCUAGCGGGCAGAAUGUGCAUACCUGUUCUUAAAAGACGCCCUUCGUGUGCUGUUUCGUUUAAAUCCUCCAUACACAGAGCACCGUGUUCCUGCCUUAAGUCACACUAGCUGGGUGCCUGGGGACUGGUUAGAAAGGGGAAGAGCUGAGCAGACAUCAGGGCCAAUAAAACUAGAGGACUUGGAGCCAAGAGAACAGGUGAGGGACAGGACACAGAGAGCUGCUGUUGUCCAGCCAGAGGACAGCCGAGAGACCACAGGAGCCAAGGAGAGGCCAGGAGUCCUGCAGCUGAGGGCAGACUGACAGAGGCCGGCUGUGUGUUUUGUGGGUGCAGGGGUCAGGAACAGGGCUCAGAAGCCCAUCCGGGGAGAGGCAAAGCUCAUGGAUUGUGGACUACCUUCUGGAGCUGAUGCUGAUGCCAAAUUUUAAUUUUUAUUGAUGUUUAUACUUUCCAGGAGAGGAGGGGAAGAUCAAAGUGGUAGAGGAAAGAGUCCCCUCUGUUGAAGCCCUGGGAGCCCUGUGCCGUUGGGUGAGUUGGGCACAGCUAUGGGCCUCCUCCUCAAUUCUGUCUAUUCUGAGGAUCUGUUUCAGGGUAAAGUUCCCCCAAACAGAAGUGGCCUCCCUUGGGGAGUGCCAGGCAGUCACAUGUUGCCUAUCACUGCCUGUGUCUGAGCCACGCAGAGGUUAGCCCAUAUAUACCCUGCCCCCUCAGGGUCACUUUCUCUGCUCCUCUUGUGUGGGUGAGAUUUGGUAUUCUUGCAUGGAUAUACAGGGUAUUGACAUUCGGUUUUCUUGACCUCAAACACGGGUGACCUUGGAGCAGCUCUUGGGCGUGUGUGGAGCCCACCUGACAGUCCUAGGGCCUCUCCCAAUAGGUGUGAGCCCAUGUGCUGCCGCCGUGCCCUUUACCCAACUUAGUGGUUCACAGUCCAUGUGUGUUAGCCACCGCUGACCUUUCUCCGCGUGCUGUCUGAUCCCUGUUGAACAAUACACGUAGAUUCUUUUCCAGCACGGUUCCACAA